AAACCAUUUUCCAAUUUUCAGAAAAAAUAGAAAUUUUCCCGGAUACCUGAGUCUCUCUCCCAUCGGUAGCUCCGAAAGAAAACUGAGGAGCCCAAAAGAUUUUGCUCCUCCAAUCCAAAUCCAAAAUGGCUCAAAGUGGAAGACGCACAACCAUUCUUGAUUCUCUCGGUGAAGAAAUCGUCAGAAUCAUCACCCCAGUAUCAAUCUGCAUGUUUUUUGUGGUUGUCCUUGUAUCUGUACUCAACACUGGCCCAGAUUCCUCGCCGCCGUCGUUUUCUACCAUAGCCACCGCCGCUUACUCCGAGAGCAGCUCAGACUCAGCGUGGGACAAGCUGAAAGGUGCCCUUUUGAAUGCCCUCAUUUUCAUCGUUGUAGUUACUAUUGCGACCUUCAUCCUCGUACUGCUGUUCUAUUACAGAUGCACCAGUUUCUUGAAAUACUACAUGGGUUUCUCUUCGUUUCUGGUCUUGGCGUUCAUGGGCGGUGAAAUCUCACUCUUCUUGAUCCAAGAUUUCAGCUUUCCUAUCGAUGUUGUUACUUUUUCUUUGGUUUUGUAUAAUUUUACCGUGGUUGGUGUUCUAGCUGUGUUUCUGUCAAAAAUGGCAAUUCUUGUCACACAAGGGUACUUGGUUCUCAUUGGAAUGUUGGUUGCUUAUUGGUUUACAUUAUUGCCCGAAUGGACUACAUGGGUGCUUCUUGUUGCAAUGGCAUUGUAUGAUCUCGCAGCAGUUUUGCUGCCCGUGGGUCCUUUGAGGCUAUUGGUUGAACUUGCAAUAUCAAGAGAUGAGGAUAUCCCUGCUCUGGUUUAUGAGGCCAGGCCAAUCGUCAAUCAUGAUUCUCUUCCGAGGGGAACUGUCAUACAAAGGAGGGUUUGGAGAGAAAGAUUAGGGACUGAAUCGAAUCCGGGUUCCAGUUCUAGUUUAGAUUCAAAUCAAAUAAAUGUAAAUGAUCAACAUGAAGUGAUUACUAGAGAUUAUUCUGAACUAACUGUGCCAUUGAUUAAUCCACAAGAGGUUUCUGGUGAUGGGGCUGAAGGAAUCGGGUUAGGAUCGUCGGGUGCAAUCAAGUUGGGGUUGGGAGAUUUCAUUUUCUACAGCGUAUUGGUUGGAAGAGCAGCCAUGUAUGACUAUAUGACGGUAUAUGCUUGCUACCUUGCUAUAAUAGCUGGGCUAGGCAUUACUCUCAUGCUUCUUGCUUUUUAUCAGAAAGCUUUGCCUGCUCUGCCUGUGUCCAUCUUGUUAGGCGUGCUGUUUUAUUUCUUAACUCGGUUUUUACUUGAGGCUUUUGUUGUACAAUGUUCUGUCAACCUGUUGAUGUUUUAGAAAUACAUACUCCGUAUGUUAGUUGCUUCUAUGAUGAAUGAAUCUGUGUGUGCUCUUGAAGUGAUUUAUUGUGAGACUUCUAGAUAAUUUUUUUCCUUCAAUGGUUUAUUUAUAAUUUCUUACAAAUCUUUCCAUGUCCACAUUAGCAGUAGCA
Cuscuta epithymum is the source of this 1476-nucleotide messenger RNA. Lineage: Eukaryota; Viridiplantae; Streptophyta; Magnoliopsida; Solanales; Convolvulaceae. The record is from the annotation of a GenBank genome assembly.